Molecule: messenger RNA, 1521 nt
Organism: Cornus florida
Lineage: Eukaryota; Viridiplantae; Streptophyta; Magnoliopsida; Cornales; Cornaceae
Product: cinnamoyl-CoA reductase 2
Exons: 3
Coding region: 175-1173 (332 amino acids)
Molecular function (GO): oxidoreductase activity, acting on the CH-OH group of donors, NAD or NADP as acceptor
Source: RefSeq, a predicted model, not a curated record
AGAUAAAAGAAUGUUUUAUAUAUAUCUAAUAAUUCUAUUUAACCCGAAAUCCUCAAUAUCCUCCGUGAUAUAAACAACUACCGAUUGAUCAAUCGAUAGAUAUAUAUAUAUAUAUCUACUGAUCAAUCAAAUACUGUACUAUUAACACUAACUACUAGUAGUUACAGCAAAACAAUGGCAGAUCAGAAGAAGAACAAAGAGCCAGUGUGCGUAACAGGAGCGAAUGGCUUCAUCGGCUCGUGGGUGGUCCAGACCCUCCUGGAGCAGGGUUACACCACCAUCCACGUCUCCGUCUUCCCGGGCUCGGACGCCUCCCACUUCUUCGCCCUCCCCGGCGCUUCCGCCGCCGGCGUUAAACUGGUGGUUCACGAGGCCGACAUUCUCGACGCCAAGGCGGUGGCCAGGGCCGUGGAAGACUGCGCCGGCGGCGGCGUGUUCCACGUGGCGUCACCGUGCACCCUCGAGGACCCGGUGGAUCCGCAGGCCGAACUGAUUGCCCCCGCCGUUCAGGGCACCCUCAACGUCCUCGCCGCUGCCAAGACGGUCGGCGUGAGGCGCGUGGUGGUCACUUCGUCUAUCUCUGCUCUGGUGCCGAACCCUAGUUGGCCACGCGACACAGUCUUCAACGAGUCGUCAUGGACCGACCUUGAUUACUGCAAAUCUCGACAGAAAUGGUACCCGGUGUCAAAGACACUAGCGGAAAAAGCCACUUGGGACUUUGUAGAGAAGCACGGAUUGGAUGUUGUGACGAUCCAUCCAGCCACAUGUCUUGGUCCGCUUUUGCAGCCUAGUUUGAAUGCGAGCUGUGCUGUGCUAAAACAGCUGCUCCAGGGAUCGCAAGAUACACAGGAAUAUCACUGGCUCGGGGCUGUGCAUGUCAAAGAUGUGGCAAAGGCACAAGUGUUGCUAUUCGAGACUCCUGCUGCUUCUGGUAGACAUCUUUGCACCAAUGGUAUCUAUCAGUUUGGUGAUUUUGCUGAGAAAGUCUCCAAACUCUUCCCUGAAUUUCCCGUUCACAGGUUUACAGGGGAAACACAACCAGGUUUGAAGGCGUGCAAAGAUGCUGCAAAGAAGUUGAUCGAUCUGGGAUUAGUCUUUACACCGGUUGAAGAUGCUGUUCGGGAUACAGUGCAGAGCCUCAGAGCAAAAGGCUUCUUGGAACAAGGGAACUGACCGUCUUAAAUUGUUUUGAAGUUAAGAGUUCCCACAAUAUAUAUAUAUAUAUAUAUAUAGUUAAUUUAGAAAAGAAAUGACCGCAAUAAAAUUACAAGGCCAUUAUCCAGUGUUUAUCAUUGAACCAAGCUAUAUCUCUUAUGAGUAUAAUAAAUUAUUUCUUGGUGGUUUGGUCAGUUCAUUUUCACUUAAUUUGUGGUUCCCAAAAUAGCUUGAAGGUUUGUGUUGAAUAUCCGUUUUUCUCAUUGGAGGAAGAAAGUUUUCUAUUUUAUCAUACCAUUGUGGUACUUCUUUUUACUUCUGAUUCUUAGUGAAUUGUUAAUGGAAAUCUAUUAUGUCUUUUAAGAA